Molecule: messenger RNA, 1722 nt
Organism: Pseudovirgaria hyperparasitica
Lineage: Eukaryota; Fungi; Ascomycota; Dothideomycetes; Acrospermales; Acrospermaceae
Exons: 1
Coding region: 1-1722 (573 amino acids)
Source: RefSeq, a predicted model, not a curated record
AUGGGGGGUCCUGUCAUCUCCCGAAUGAACGCCACACGUUCGAGGAAGCCUCGCUGGACUAUUACGCGCCAUGACAGUCGAACCACCAGCAGAUACAUAUCAAAGUACAGCUGUCUCGAGAAAGUCUCAGAAGGCCUCAGACAGGCCUUGCAACACGACGUACAAUCGUUACAGAGUCUCUGUCUCACUUCUAAAGGUUGCCGCAACCUCGUGCAACCGAUUCUUUACGCUCAAGGCUUGGAGACCUCAUAUGCCUUGAAGGACUCUCCUCAAGACUGGAGCGCAAUUCUUCUUACGAGAACGCUACUCACGAACCCUCCUCUUGCGCAAAGAAUCACGUCGUUGUCAUUAAUGACCCUUUCUUGCGGGUCCGACUUGGGCAAGGCUAAGAUAAUCUGGAAUGCACGAAGGAAACGGUGGGCGCCUGUGGGAAGGAAACUCUUAACCUUCUUCACCCAUGAGGAACAGACGAAGCUUUUUGAUGUUCUUGGGAAUAUCUCCGAUAUCCUCCUGGAAUACAAGGCUAUCCGACCCAAAGGCAGCUUGUCCCUCGAGCUUCGGGAAGCUAUCUUCCCUGCACUGUUGUAUCUGUGCCCGAAUCUGAAGGAUAUACGUAUCGGUAGCGUAUUAGGUCCUUCGCAGCCCGAUCCGAUACUUAUAGCGAUUCGCCACUCUGGCCACAGCAUACCUCUCCUGAGGAAGCUUACAACAGUGACAUUAUAUCGGUGGCCUGACAUAACAAAUGUAUACCAGCGUGAAACGAAGCAACAACUACUAUAUACAUGGGACCUCCGAGAUCUGCUACAAAGCCAGUCACUAACCCACCUGCACCUCGACUGGAUCCAUUCGCGGCCAUUUCGUGGUCUCGACCUCGCCGUGAAAUCGAACCUACUGCACCUUGCAAUCCGAGGCUUAGUAGCAACCAAAGACCUGGUCAAGCUCCUCGAAUGCUGUCCCAGACUCCAACAUUUUGAGUAUGUAGUCAUGAUGGACCAUCCAGGACAGGAAUGGGAUUCCCGUGGCUUAGUCCCGGCUCUUUCAGAAGUUUCGCAGACACUUAAGUCACUCGCUCUCAUACUACCACCACCUACAACGCCCGAACCUGGGUGUAUACCCGAUCGACACCAGUACUAUGUUACCGCAGAUAUGGUCAAGGACGACCAUCAAGGCGAAGAGAUCUGUAGCCUCGCCCCGUUCUCUCGGUUGACUAGUCUUACGAUCGAUAUCCAAGAGCUAGCAAUGAUGGCAGCGCGGACAAAGAAUGGUCUUAUCCUUUCUUGUCUGCCGCCGAACAUUGAGGAGAUCAAGUUGAUAUCAGGGGUGUCUAUACUUGGUGCUUGUGACAUAUGCCAGUAUGAAUCUGUACUCUGCGCGACAUGCGAGGAAGACAGCAUCCUCAGUCACCUAGUAGAAGAGCUUUUAGACGAGGGCCUGGCGCACCAUGUUCCCAGACUUAGCAAAAUUUACGUGCCAAAGCGCAUUGAUCUCAGGCCCAAUACGGAACUUCAACGGCCUAGUCCACUGUUACCAUUUCGUAUGUCAGCAUCGAUCGAAAUAGUUCAGGAUCAAAGCGACACGAAGGUGUGGGAGCCAAUGCAAAUAGUUCUUUCCGACGCGGAUAUACGGACCGAGACAGAGGACUACCAGAAUAACAUGCACCAUGUGCAGGAUGGUGGAUUCGAGCCACCAUCUGAAGAUUCGGAUGAGGAAGAUGAUGGUUGA